CCCAGCAUGGAGCUCCUCGGACUCUCCACCUUACUGCUCGUGGUCUGCGUCGUAUUCCUGCUCUAUGCUUUAACGCAAAGCAGUCCGAAUCCGGGCAAAGCGCGGCUCCCCCCCGGACCGACCCCGCUGCCCGUUUUGGGGAACAUUCUUCAUCUCAACGGAAAAAAGAUCUUCACGUCGCUUGUUAAACUCGGUGAGAAAUAUGGUCCGGUCUACACCGUUUACAUGGGCAUGGAGCGAGUCGUGGUCCUCUAUGGUUACGAGGCGGUGAAAGAGGCGCUGAACGAUCGCGGGGAGGAAUUUUCGGGUCGGGGGCACAUGCCGCUUCUGGAUAAGAUAAGCGAUAACGGUCACGGCGUCAUCGGCAGUAACGGCGAGCGCUGGAAGCAGCUGCGCCGAUUCUCCCUCAUGACCCUGAGAAACUUCGGGAUGGGGAAGAGGAGCAUCGAGGAGCGAAUCCAGGAGGAAGCGUCUUUCCUCAUCGAGGACCUCAGGAGGACCAACGGGCAGCCUUUGAAUCCCACCUACUACUUCAGCAGAGCCGUGUCUAACGUCAUCUGCUCGGUGGUCUUCGGGAACCGGUUUGAGUACGAAGACAAGAACUUUCUGCGGUUACUCGGCCUCUUUAAUGAAACAUUUAGAGGCUUCAGUUCAGUUUGGGGUCAGAUGUAUAACGUAUACCCAAAGGUCUUCGGGAAAUUACCCGGACCCCACAACAAGCUCUUCGACGCCAUUAAGGGGAUAAAAGAAUUUGUUUCGGAGAGAGUCAAAAUGCACCAGGAGACCCUGGACCUCAACUCCCCCCGAGACUUCAUCGACUGCUUCCUCAUAAGGAUGGAGCAGGAGAAGAACAUACCAGACACCGAGUUUCACAUGGAUGGGAUUCUUAACACCACGUUUGAUAUGUUCGGGGCCGGGACAGAAACUGUGAGCACAACGCUGCGUUACUGCCUCAUGAUCCUUCUCAAGCACCCGGACGUGGAAGAACGCUUACACCAGGAGAUUGACCGGGUCGUUGGCAGAAACAGAGCGCCGUGUAUCGAAGACCGUUCGCGCAUGCCGUACACGGACGCCGUUGUCCACGAGGUCCAGAGAUUCAUUGACCUCAUACCCCUUGGACUUCCACACAAAGUGAUUCAAGAUGUUGAAUUCAGAGGAUACUUUAUUCCCAAGGGCACCACCAUCUACCCGCUGCUCAGUUCAGUUCUCCGCGACCCCAAGCAGUUUAAGAAUCCGAACGACUUCAACCCGGGACAUUUCCUGGAUAACGAGGGAAAAUUCUCCAAGAAAGACGGAUUCAUGCCGUUCUCCUCAGGGAAGCGGAUCUGCGCCGGAGAGGGCCUGGCUCGCAUGGAGCUCUUCUUGUUCCUCACCACCAUCCUGCAGAACUUCACGCUUAAGUCUGCCGCGGACAGAGAAGAGCUCGACCUCACCCCGGAGAUCAGCGGAUUUGGAAACGUUCCCCGAGCCUACCAGCUGAGCUUCAUUCCGCGCGCGGCAAUCGGUGGAGCUUAUGGCUGCAGAAUGGAGUUCCUCGGACUCAUAACCCUGCUGCUAGCGGCCUGCGCCAUAUUCCUGCUUUUUACCCUAAUGCAGGGCAGAGAGAAGGGGGGCAAGUCGAGGCUUCCCCCGGGUCCCACUCCGCUGCCGGUAUUGGGGAAUAUUCUACAGCUGAGUGGGAAAGAGGUCUUCAAAUGCUUCAUUAAGUUCAGUGAAAAGUUUGGUCCGGUCUACACCAUUCACGUGGGCAUGGAGCGAGUCGUGGUCCUCUGUGGUUAUGACGUCGUGAAAGAGGCGCUGAAUGACCGCGGAGAGGAGUUUUCUGCUCGGGGACGCAUGCCGCUGUUGGAAAGGAUAAGCGAUGGCGGUCACGGCGUCGUUGGCAGUAACGGCGAGCGCUGGAAGCAGCUGCGCCGAUUCUCUCUCCUGACCUUGAGAAAUUUCGGGAUGGGGAAGAGGAGCAUCGAGGAGCGAAUCCAGGAGGAAGCUCAGUUCUUAGUAGAGGAAAUCCGAAAAACCAACGGUCGGCCCCUGGACCCCACUUUCUAUUUCAGCAAAGCUGUGUCCAAUGUUAUCUGCUCCGUGGUCUUCGGAACCCGGUUUGAAUACGAAGACAAGAACUUUUUGAGAUUGCUGGGGCUCUUAAAUGAAUUAUUAAGAGGUUUCAGUUCUGCCUGGGGUAAGAUGUAUAACGUAUACCCAGAGGUCUUCGGGAAAUUACCCGGACCCCACAACAAGCUCUUCAAUGCUGUGAAAGGACUAAAAGAGUUUAUUACGGAAAGAACAAAAGCACACCGGGAGACCCUGGACCCCAACUCCCCCCGAGACUUUAUCGACUGCUUCCUCAUAAAGAUGGAACAGGAGAAGGAUAUCCCGGACACUGAGUUUCACAUGGACGCGCUGGUUAACACCACUUUUGAUAUGUUUGCGGCCGGCACGGAAACAGUUAACAUAACCCUACGUUACGGCCUGAUGAUUCUUCUCAAGCACCCGGACGUGGAAGAGCGAGUUCACCGCGAGAUCGACCGGGUCGUUGGCAGAAACAGAGCCCCGUGCGUAGAAGAUCGCUCGCGCAUGCCGUACACGGACGCCGUCAUCCACGAGAUCCAGAGAUUCGUGAAUCUCAUCCCCCUCGGCAUUCCGCACAAAGUGACCGAAGAUGUUGAAUUCAGGGGAUACUUCAUUCCAAAAGAUACCACGGUGUACGUAGUUCUCGGCUCCGUCUUAACGGACCCAACGCAGUUUGAGGAGCCGCACAACUUCAACCCAGGGCACUUCCUGGACGAAGAGGGGAAAUUCUGCAAGAAAGACGCAUUCAUGCCGUUCUCCUCAGGGAAGCGGAUUUGCCUCGGGGAAGGCUUGGCUCGGAUGGAACUCUUCCUAAUGUUCACCACCAUCCUUCAGAACUUCGCCCUCAAGUCCCCCGUGGACCCAGAAGACAUCGACCUGAGCCCAGAGAUGAGCGGGUUUGGAAAUUGUCCUCAUCCCUACCAGCUCUGCUUCAUCACGCGAUAA
Spea bombifrons (plains spadefoot toad) is the source of this 3015-nucleotide messenger RNA. RefSeq lists its product as uncharacterized. Bases 7 to 3015 code for a protein of 1002 amino acids. NCBI's taxonomy places the organism in Eukaryota, Metazoa, Chordata, Amphibia, Anura, Pelobatidae. Gene Ontology annotation, cellular component: cytoplasm; intracellular membrane-bounded organelle. Gene Ontology annotation, biological process: xenobiotic metabolic process. The transcript has 18 exons. Gene Ontology annotation, molecular function: heme binding; iron ion binding; oxidoreductase activity, acting on paired donors, with incorporation or reduction of molecular oxygen, reduced flavin or flavoprotein as one donor, and incorporation of one atom of oxygen. The record is from RefSeq and is a predicted model, not a curated record.